AUGUCAUCUAGCGAAGUGAAAGUGCCAUUCUUCAAGAAGAAGGGUUCGCGUCCUACCACUAGCCGUAAACGCUCGACUUCUCCCUCCUCCUCAACUGCUCACUCAACCCUACCUUCUUCCUCUUCCUCCUCAAAAUCCGAAGUAGUCUUACCAACCAAAAAAACCACAUCCAACCUUCUCAGUGCCGGCACCAAACGUAAACUCACAGAAAGAGACCACGAUGAUCUUGAUGCACCGGAGAAGGAUGGUCCAGAUGUGAAAUGGACAUCAGCAGGUUCCCAUAUGCAUGCAGCUCUAGAUAUCUUAGCUGGUGAUGAAGCUGAGGAAUUGCUGGCGAAAAGACGUAAAGCAGACGCAAAGGACGAUGAGGAUGAAUAUGGUGGGCCGGAUGAUGGACUGUAUAAAGGGCAGAAAGCAUACAAGUCGCAUAUAAAGAAAAGUUCGGAAGUCCCGAAAGCAAUGCGAGUUGGACCUCAGCGGAAUACGAGUAGUACAAUUCGAACAGUCACUAUUGUGGAUUAUCAGCCGGACGUUUGUAAAGACUAUAAAGAAACCGGAUAUUGUGGUUUUGGAGAUACCUGUAAAUUCCUUCACGAUCGAGGAACCUGUGAGUUCGUUCCCUUCUUCCCCACAUCAACCACCAACCCAAAUCUUCCUACACCAGAUCUCGCCGGCUGGCAACUAGACAAGCUCGCAGAUACUCCUCGAAAACAAGUCGGGGAUGAAGACAGCGAUGACUCCGACGACGACGACGAAGAUAUCCCUUUCGCAUGCUUAAUUUGUCGAAAGCCCUACACAGAUCCCAUCGUCACAAAAUGUGGGCAUUUCUUUUGCUCCGCAUGUGCUAUCAAACGGUUUGCAAAGACACCGAAAUGCCUGGCUUGUGGAACACCGACGGGUGGGAUGUUUAACAGGGCGGAUAAGGUGAUUGCGAAGAUGAGAAAGAAGAGGGAAGAAAAGGGUGGUGGUGAUGAAGAAGAGGCGGGUGCGGGUGUUGAGAUAGAGGGUCUUCAGAAGGAGGUUCAUAAAUCUGACAAUGGCUCAGACUCGGAUGCGGAUGAUGAUGAUGAUUAG
This is a messenger RNA of Lentinula edodes (shiitake mushroom), 1074 nucleotides long. RefSeq lists its product as uncharacterized. Gene Ontology annotation, cellular component: U2-type spliceosomal complex. Gene Ontology annotation, molecular function: metal ion binding. The transcript has 2 exons. Lineage: Eukaryota; Fungi; Basidiomycota; Agaricomycetes; Agaricales; Omphalotaceae. The coding region runs from base 1 to 1074 and encodes 357 amino acids. Gene Ontology annotation, biological process: snoRNA splicing. The record is from RefSeq and is a predicted model, not a curated record.